Molecule: messenger RNA, 858 nt
Organism: Solanum dulcamara
Lineage: Eukaryota; Viridiplantae; Streptophyta; Magnoliopsida; Solanales; Solanaceae
Product: bHLH transcription factor RHL1-like
Exons: 7
Coding region: 1-858 (285 amino acids)
Biological process (GO): regulation of transcription by RNA polymerase II
Cellular component (GO): nucleus
Molecular function (GO): DNA-binding transcription factor activity, RNA polymerase II-specific; protein dimerization activity; RNA polymerase II cis-regulatory region sequence-specific DNA binding
Source: RefSeq, a predicted model, not a curated record
AUGCAAGCUAUGAACUCAUUUCAAAGCACCGGAGAAAAUGGUGCUUCGUCCGGCGAACAAAUGAGUCACGCUCAUUUCGAUCCUUCGUCGUCUCACGACGACUUUCUCCAACAGAUUCUCUCUUCCGUUCCAUCUUCUUCUCCCUGGCCUGAAAUCUCCGGCGACGGUAACCCGUACAAUUUCGACGACCAUCAGUCAACUCUCUUGGCUUCCAAGCUCCGACAGCAUCAGAUCAACGGAGGUAGCUCCGCCGCCGCAGCUGCUAAAGCAUUGAUGCUUCAGCAGCAGCUUUUGCUUUCUAGAGGAAUCGCCAGUAAUGGCGGUGCUGGGAUGAACGGCGAUCAAAACGACGACGGUUUGAAUCCGGGAAAUGAGAUUUCAGUUCAAGCUCUUUACAAUGGAUUCGCUGGAUCUCUUGGUCAAACCUCUAAUCAAUCCCAGCAUUUUCACCAUUCUCAGGCACAGAGUUUCGGAGCACAGGCGGCGGCGUUGACGAUGAAUCAAACGCCGGCGGCGAGUGGUUCAGCUGGUGGAGCGCAGCCAAAGCAACAGAAAGUUAGGGCUCGAAGAGGACAAGCAACUGAUCCUCACAGCAUUGCUGAAAGAUUACGGAGAGAGAGAAUUGCAGAGAGAAUGAAGUCUUUGCAGGAACUGGUACCUAAUGCCAAUAAGGUUCUGAGUAUGAGCAGAUUGGGCGGUGCUGCAGCUGUUGCUCCCUUAGUUGCUGAUAGGUCAUCUGAGGAAGCAAUAAGAUUUUUUGAUAUAAUCACACGGGAGGAGGUGGUUGUGUACAAGGAAAUGGAGGUCGGGGCGGCAGUAACGGAACGACGUCGUCUGCAAACAACGACAGCAGCAUGA